Microcebus murinus (gray mouse lemur) is the source of this 3163-nucleotide messenger RNA. RefSeq names its product HtrA serine peptidase 4 (gene HTRA4). Gene Ontology annotation, biological process: positive regulation of apoptotic process; programmed cell death; proteolysis. Lineage: Eukaryota; Metazoa; Chordata; Mammalia; Primates; Cheirogaleidae. Gene Ontology annotation, molecular function: serine-type endopeptidase activity; protein binding. The record is from RefSeq and is a predicted model, not a curated record. Gene Ontology annotation, cellular component: extracellular region.
AUGCGGGCGGGCCGGCCCCGCGCCGGCGGGCCGGCUGGCACCUGCGGCUGCCCGGCGGCAGCGGCGCGGCUGUGCGGCAGCGACGGGCGCACCUACCCCAGCCUGUGCGCGCUCCGCGCCGAGAACCGCGCCGCGCGCCUCCGGGGCGCGCUCCCGGCCGUGCCCGUGCAGAAGGGCGGCUGCGGCGAUCCAGGGACCCCAAGCGCAGGCCUGCUCAGGAGCAAGUUCAACUUCGUCGCUGCGGUGGUGGAGAAGGUGGCGCCGUCUGUGGUCCACUUGCAGCUGUUCCGCAGGUGGCCUCUCAGCAGCCAGGAUAUUCCUGCAUCCAGUGGCUCUGGGUUCAUAGUGUCUGAGGAUGGGCUCAUUAUUACCAACGCUCACGUCAUCACUAACCAGCAGCGGAUUCAGGUGGAGCUCCAGAAUGGGGCCCAGUAUGAAGCCACUGUCAAGGACAUUGACCAUAAAUUGGAUCUUGCACUGAUUAAGAUUGAGCCAGAUACUGAUCUUCCUGUAUUACUACUGGGAAGAUCGUCUGACCUUCGGGCUGGAGAGUUCGUGAUUGCCUUGGGCAGCCCAUUUUCCCUGCAAAACACAGUAACAGCAGGAAUUGUCAGCACUACACAGAGAGGAGGCAAAGAGCUGGGACUGAAGAAUUCAGAUAUGGACUACAUCCAGACUGAUGCAAUAAUUAAUCACGGGAAUUCUGGGGGGCCUCUGGUGAACUUGGAUGGAGAUGUGAUUGGCAUAAAUACAUUGAAGGUGACCGCAGGCAUCUCCUUUGCAAUUCCCUCAGAUCGAAUCAGACAGUUCUUGGCAGAAUACCACGAGCGGCAGCUGAAAGGAAGGGCUCUUUCACAGAAGAAAUAUCUGGGUCUGCGAAUGCUGCCCCUCACUAUGAACCUUCUUCAAGAAAUGAAAAGGCAAGAUCCAGAUUUCCCUGAUGUGAGUUCUGGGGUUUUUGUAUAUGAAGUGAUUCAAGGAACAGCUGCUGAAAGCUCUGGGUUGAGAGACCAUGAUGUAAUUGUCAGCAUAAAUGGGCAACCUGUUACGACCACAGCUGAUGUUAUCGAAGCUGUUAAGGACAGUGAUUCCCUUUCCAUCACUGUUCAUCGGGGAAGACAAGUUUUGUUCCUGACAGUCACACCUGAAAUAAUCAAUUAAGUCUUGCUGUAAAGAGAGAUUAUUUAACAAAACCAAAGUUAUAAUUACCUGGUUUGUAUUGAAGAUGUGCCAAAGGUGGCAAGGGGUUUUGGAAUCUCUUUCUGAUGAGGAAAAAAAAGAUGCUUUGAACACACGAACACACACACACUCACACACACACACACACACACAUAUUCAGGGAUCAUCAGGUUGGGGCUGCUCUUAAGAAGUGCUGUUAAGAACUGUUGUUACGAAGCCUUACCAAGCCAAAUGGAAGAAGGAAAUGUUGCCAGGAAGUCUGGGGAACUGAUAACAUUUUAUUUAAAGAUAGGAAACAACUAAAAAACAGGCAGUUUCCAAUUUAACCUUGACAGAGGGAAGGGACACUUUAGUAUAGUAAACCUCUAUAGCCACAAACUAGAUAUAACACACACAUACACAAACAGAUCUAUCUACCAAAUAUUAAGCAACCACCUGAAUCGAGUGUAGAGAUAAUCAAUUUUUUAAUAAUACUCUUUUGGUCAAUGAGUUUUUGAGGUUGUAUCACAUUUGGCUGGGGUUUAUGGAUAUAGUAGAUUGGUAUCAUUUAGAAAUCAAAUUGAAACUGACAAUUACAGAUUGUCACACAGAAAUAGUACUCAUGAUUCUCAAAUUAUUGCUCUAGCAAUGGAAACAACUUUUGUUGUUUCCACUGCUAGAAACAACAGCAGCUUUUCUGACUCUGAGAAGGGUUCCUUCUCCUGUCCAAGUUCUAACUAGGCCUGAUCCUGCUUAGCUUCUGAGAUCAGACAAGAUUGGGCGCAUUCAGGGUGGUAUGGACAUAUACAAGAAGGGCUUCUUUUAUAAAACAGAUUCUUUAAUUUACGGACAUUUAGCUUUUUUACUCAAGCUCUUCCUCUUGUAACAUUAAUGAUUUCGAGUCUUGGAGCUGCCAAAGUUUUUUUCUUUAAAGGAAACAACUUUUGAUGGAGUUUGUGAAUAUUCUUAGGAGAUUAUUAAAAAGGUGUGGGAUGAAGCAGGACUUGAUAAGCUUUAAAGGUUUAUUUUGGGUAAGAUUGAAGUUAAAAAAACAAAAACAUGGGAUCCUUGAGCCUUUAAAUUCUAUGCAGAAUUUUACAUGUAUGUGUAUCUUUCUGGGGAGUAAGUCUGGUUUCUUUAUGACCCAUGACAAUUUAAAAUAUACUGACUUAGGGCACAGAGAUUCUGAAUUAAAAGUCUACCAAUUGUUACUGUUUUAAGCAAGGUUAAGGUCAGUGUGGUACAGAACUUUCAAGACAGAACAGAAUAAUCUGUUCUAAUUUUUUACACCAUUGUUACCUUUAAUAAUAUAAGAACAGUGAUCAUAUUAAUCAGGGAUGAUAAAGCAGAAGUUCUUAGGAAAGCUGCUACAAAAUGAUAAAAUAUAUCCAGGGAAGCUACUUUAACUGUGAUUCUUCAUCUCUAAGUCAAUUAUCAUGAGAUAAAUGUUGAGUAGUUCUACCUUGAUUGUUUCUGGAAUUUGUAAGUUAUUUUGAAUAGCAGGCUUUCAGUUUGCCUUGGUCACAAAUUCCACCUGUUAUUUUAUGUGUGAUAGUUCUUUCGACUUACAUUGCAAAAGGAUGAGAAGCAAUUUUUAAAACUUAUAAACUACUUACAUUUCUUUUAUUCCCAGUGAUUUGGGAAUGCAAAAGCUUGGCUGUGUGUCUCUUUCUGAUUGCUAUAGCCCAUAGAGAGCCUUUAGUACCAUGCUUAUUCUGAGUCUGAAUGUGUUCAGUUCCUUUGUGUCCCCAUAAAUCAUGUCCUAGUUCCACCCUAGUAUCCAAUAUUCUUUAAGUAGGAGUGUAUUUUUCUUUCCAAGGGCACAAGGCUCCUCACUUUAUCUUACCUAAUCAUGAAUAAUAGUUUUACAGAAACUUGUAUGAAAUCUUUUUUUUAUCAGCCUACAACAUGGGCUCCAUAAACUGAUAAAUACUAAUAUUUAGAAAGGAUAAUUCUGCCAAGAGGAAUAGUUCAGCUCACAUACAUGUCUGCUACUGUGUUGGUU